This is a messenger RNA of Fusarium falciforme, 1932 nucleotides long. RefSeq names its product Fungal-trans domain-containing protein. Lineage: Eukaryota; Fungi; Ascomycota; Sordariomycetes; Hypocreales; Nectriaceae. Gene Ontology annotation, molecular function: RNA polymerase II cis-regulatory region sequence-specific DNA binding; zinc ion binding; DNA-binding transcription factor activity, RNA polymerase II-specific. The coding region runs from base 1 to 1932 and encodes 643 amino acids. Gene Ontology annotation, biological process: positive regulation of transcription from RNA polymerase II promoter by galactose; DNA-templated transcription. The record is from RefSeq and is a predicted model, not a curated record. Gene Ontology annotation, cellular component: nucleus. The transcript has 7 exons.
AUGGAAGCAGAAACCCCGGCGCUUGUAUUACCAACGACACCUCCAAGAAGUCAGAGAGGCUCAAAGAGAGUUCAAAGAAGACGUCGGAGAAUACAGACGGCUUGCAAGAGCUGCCAGGAUCGCAAGACGAGAUGUGACGGGAGUCGGCCGGCUUGUUCGGCUUGUCACAGACGAGGAGUCGCGGCCGAGUGCAUCUACGAGAAUUCGCCUGCUUCUGCAAGCUAUCUCUCUGCCCUGGAGCAGCGGCUACAGAGGCUUGAACAGCGACAGGAUGUUGAGUCGAGACCGCCGCAGCCAGCUGAACGCAGAGUCUCUCGCAAUGAUUCUAUUCCCGAGGCCAGUAUAGCUUCUCGAGAAAUGCAGGCCUCCCCGGCAACGCAAGGCCCAUACUCACCAAACACAUCUCGCUACGCCAGUAACGUGGAUGGAUUAGCCACGGUAUCGACAACCACCGAGAGUGAAUGCAUGUACGGUCCGUCAUCUACAAUUGCAUUCGUACAGUUUUGCAACGAGGCGAAUCGACAAGGGUCACUCCCGGAGUCAGACCAACAGGUUGAUGAACUACCAUCCGCAGCCGUUCCAGAGGCCAUUCGGGAGAAGGAUCCUUUUGCUGCCGUGUACCCGCCGCGGAGGACCGCUGACGACUUUGUUCGAUGCUUCUGGGAGUUUGUGCACCCCGUCUUUCCGGUACUUCACAAGACGAGCUUUAUGAACAGAUACAACCUCCUCUGGUCGGCAGAGGAGAACGAGGCAAACAACGAUAAUAUUUCAGAGAUGGAUGAAGUAAUCUUUUCUUCCACGCUUAACAUCGUUUUUGCCAUCGGAUGCCGGUUCAGCGAGUCUGUACCGGCUGCAAGCAGAGCGUCACUCGCCCAAACCUUUUAUCAACGAUCUAGGUCCAUAUACCGCUUCGAGAUCCUCGACUCCAUGUCUCUUUCAGCUGUUCAGAUGCUGCUUUUGACAGGAGUUUAUCUACAGUCCACUCAGCAAGCAACCCGUUGCUGGAAUGUUGUGGGUCUGGCAAUCAGAGCUGGGCAAUCCUUGGGAUUACACGUCGAGUCACCGAAUCAGCCUCGGAGCCAGUUAACCAGAGAGAUGAGGCGGAGAGUAUGGCAUACUUGUUUGGUGUUGGAUAAACUUCUGAGCAUGACUUUUGGGAGACCUGCCAUGAUAUCGACGAGCUGGCACGUCCCGCUGCCAUCGCUGAUUGAUGACGAAUACUUAUCCGCCGAUGGUCAAGGAGAGCAGCCUCAGGACAGGCCUUCAAGUCUGGGAUUACUUAUUUGGUCGUCAAAAUUAUUUCUCAUCUUGGAUGAAAUCCUUCUCAGCUUCUACGCUCCACAUCCACAAAAGAGUGUCGACACCAUGUCUGAGGGCGACUUGAACGUUCAGCAAAUUAUCUCGGACGUUAUGGUACUCAACAGGCGUAUCGAAGAGUUCUUUGAUUCGAUUCCUAAAUAUCUUCGUCUUGAGACCGGGUCGGAUAUUAUACCCGAGCAGCAGGAAGUGAGCGUUACAAUUCAAAAGCAGAUCCUGAAUUGCCGAAGUUCCGCAUGGCACUCGGUAUACUUUACGUUUGCUUCGGCCAUCACUCUUCUUGCUGCUCGAACCUGCCCUGCCGUGGACGCUGAAACUCUGGCUUCGUUCGAGCUCGCCUGGAGCCACUGUCUUGUAAUCUUGGAGUAUUACAAGGAACACAUUCAAGCGGCAAGGCGUGGCAUAUCAACACUUCAAGAGCUGAGAAGUCGCAUGGACUUGUCACGCAGUCAAGGCUUCUCCGAUUCUUCGCAAAUGGAAGCACCGGUAGGAGCAGAAAACCAGCAGAUGAAUUCAUUCGAUCUGUCACAGUUUGACGCAAUGGGGAUUGAUUCUGCGCUUGGGCUAUGGUUGAGUCAGGACAUGGACAGCUUGGGCUGGUUAGAGUUCCAAUAA